Molecule: messenger RNA, 294 nt
Organism: Alnus glutinosa
Lineage: Eukaryota; Viridiplantae; Streptophyta; Magnoliopsida; Fagales; Betulaceae
Product: protein GLUTAMINE DUMPER 6-like
Exons: 1
Coding region: 1-294 (97 amino acids)
Biological process (GO): regulation of amino acid export
Source: RefSeq, a predicted model, not a curated record
AUGUCAUCAUCAGGCACCGGAGUCCCGCUAUGGAAGUCUCCGAUACCCUAUCUGUUUGGCAGCCUAGCUCUGAUACUGUUACUCAUCUCCGUAGCGUUGAUCAUCUUAGUGUGCUCGUACAGGAAACGUGCUUCGAAUUCAGCAGCUGAAAAUGAUGAAGAAAAGCCAGCAAAGAUCAUGAACACAUCGGUCGACACCGAGCCAAAGAUCGUUGUCGUAAUGGCCGGCGACGACAAGCCCUCGUUCUUGGCUACGCCUAGCAUUCCUUCAACUUGCGCUUGUCAGCAAGUUUAA